Molecule: messenger RNA, 9316 nt
Organism: Rhineura floridana
Lineage: Eukaryota; Metazoa; Chordata; Lepidosauria; Squamata; Rhineuridae
Gene: RFLNA
Product: refilin A
Exons: 4
Coding region: 338-1000 (220 amino acids)
Biological process (GO): skeletal system morphogenesis; negative regulation of chondrocyte development; negative regulation of bone mineralization involved in bone maturation
Cellular component (GO): actin filament bundle
Molecular function (GO): filamin binding
Source: RefSeq, a predicted model, not a curated record
GGAGCGAAUCCAGGCGGCAGCAGCCGCCGUGUCAGUUUAAUAGCUCUCCCCGCCCGCUCGGAGCGCUCAGUCUUGCCCUGAGCCCGCCGGGCACGUCGUUGGAGGAGCCCAGCAGAGAAGAGAGACGCGUCGCCGCGCCUCGUCGAGGGGAACAAGCGGGGACUCGCUAGCAGAAACCUGGAGCAGCAGGAGCCAGCCCCGAGUCACGAGGGGCGACGGGAGCACAGGGGGCGGGCUGGCACAUCCCCUGCAUGUGCCACUUCCCUUUGCCUCCUGACAGGAGGAGGUGGCUUUCCCUCUGCUCGGCAGCCUUCGCCCUCGCUUCCUCGCCCCAGUCAUGGUGGGUCACCUGCAGCUGCAAGGAAUGGAAGACAGCCUAAAAGAGAAGAACCGGGAAGGUUUGCUGGAUAGCCCGGACUCGGGGCUGCCCCCCAGCCCUAGCCCACCUUUCUACUCCUUGUCUCCAGGCAUCAUUGAAAACAGAGCUGGGGGCAGCAGCUCUGCCACGGACAUCCUGGGACAUGGGCACAGGAAGGAUGGCAAAGAAGGGAAAGUGAUCCCUUAUCUUCUUCUGAAUGCCUCCACAUCAGAACCAAGGCCUCGGAUGUGCCCUGUGUUUUUUGGCGAAAGUAUAGAGGUCAACCCCGAACCGGCGCAAGAAAUUAGGUGCAACUCUGAGGUAAAAUACGGCUCUGAGAGGCAUUACAGGGAUGAUGUUUUCUACUGCCCAGUGCCCACUGUCACCACUUACAGUGAGACCAUCAUUGCUGCCCCUAACUGCACAUGGCGAAACUACAAGUCCCAGCUCAUCUUUGAGCCACGCCAGAAGCCUCUGAGGUUCCAAAGUACAACAAUUAUCUUCCCUAAACAUGCCAAGAACAUUUACCGGACCACACUCAACUACAGCCUUGGUUCUGCCAAAAGGUGGUUUGCCUCAAGUGUGCAGCUAGAGCUCUGUGAGGAGAACAGCCCCUGCAUUGCCUACACAGAAAAUCCUUAAUGCAAUAUUCUGCGUACUGGAGAACUCUUGACUACAACAUCAAUGUAAGGCUUAGGCCUACACUUGGAAGAGAAGCCCUUUAAGAUUUAUUGGCCUUGAGCUGAGGGCAUCCAUUAAAUGGCACCAGGCUAAUUCAUUUUCAUGCACAGUCUUGGAUGUACACACAGUCCAAGUGGCUUCCCUGCUCCCAGAAGCAGAUGAGGGAGAUAUUCCCAUGUGUGAAGCAGCUAGAAACUGCGUUUUGAUUCCCUUCAGCCUUGGAUCGAGCCUGUUUAAUUAGCACUUGAAUGCAAUCUUAAUAGUGAGGGCCUUCAGUUAUUGGGUUGCCAUUUUUAAAAAAGCAAUGCUCGUUUCUGUAGGUUUGGGAGGGGCCUUUGUAGCUUGUAGGGUGCUGCCAGUCAUAUGUUUGGAGACAAUGAUUAUGUCAAAGAAGACCAUCCCCAGUCUGGCAACUCAGCUUUGCAAAUACAUCAGGUAGAUCCUAGCAGGCAGUUCUUAGUCAAAUUACACAAUUAAUUUAAUCCUGGGAUCUUAACUAGAAGCCCAAGCAUAAAGAUUAUGGUGUGGUAGUGGUGGUUAACUCAUAGCUGUUGCCACCAAGAUGGGGUGGAAAGGGAAAUUUCCGCUUUUUUGUUGUUGGAGAUGAGUUGCUGGAUUCCCGUACAGGGGAUAUUCUUGGAAACCAGGUGUUUACAAUUCCUUGGCGACUGCAUUUAUAUAGGAACCCAACAAGAAGAUUCUUUUGGCAGUGGCCCUCUUCUAGGGUGGAUAUAACAUAUGGAAAAUGGCUGAUAAUAUAGUUUAAUGUGUGAGGAAAGAAUUUACAUAUGAACUCAUUCCUGCAGGAGGCUGAAUUUUUUUGACAAUUAUUUGUGCUAAAGAGUUGAAAGAUACUAGCUUUUUAGAAGCUUUUUAGUGUCUGGGACCAAAGGCCAUUUUUACUUUCUGGAAUAAAGGACUGUAAAAGGCCAAGGUUUCCUAAAUGGGGAGCUUGGCUCUCUAGGGGUAUGUGGUGGGGAAAUGACAUUUGCUUGGAUUUGGAGAAUCACAAACCUAGUAAACUGGAAGUAAAUGGAUGGAACAGGAAGUGACUGCAUGGAGAAUAUAAGGAAGGGAAGGGACUUGAAAGUGUUGGCUUAAUUGUGGAAGCAGUGGACAAUUGUGCAUACGAUGCACAACAAUUAUUGGAUUGCCAUUCUACAUAUUGCUUUAUAAAGUCAUGCCUUUGAAUGGGAAAAGAUGCACAGUUAAAUCAAUUGUGUAUCUCAGGUUCAAGAGUUAUUACAUAUCCAUUAUGCUGCUUAGAAAUAUUUGUUCUUUUGAAUGGAGAACAAUGUGCAUAUAAGUGAACUGCACAUAUAACUUGGCAACCAUUAUUCAGCAAUAGAAUUGUCACAGAAAUUACAUUUCUGCUUUUAAUUUUUUUUAAGUGUGCAGAAAACAUGAUGCCAGUCUUAUUGAAGGCAGAAAAAUAAGCCUGACUGGCUUGUCACAAUAAUCUUCCUACAAUUCUGGCCUGUUUUGCCUGUCUUUGAGACUAAAAAUGCAAGGGAGGUCUAGGCCUUAGUUUUCCAGAUUGCAACAGCUAUUGUUUCAAAAUGCUACCUUGGUGGCUGAAGGGAAAAGUAGUUUGAAUCUUUUAAAAUUUAUUUAGAAGCCUUGAUGUGUGGCAGAAUCAACCUCCAUCACAUACCUAAGAAAAAAUGAAAAAAAGGUGAGACAGAGUGAUCUCUGUAUUGGGAAAUGACAUUCUUUAAAUUCAUAAUUCAGAGUAAAGGCGUCUUAGAGUUCACUUCCACAUUAUGGCUACGACAUGUAUAAAUGCACCCCAUAUUUAAGAACAGUGAUUUGUUACAGAUAAACACCCUAGUGGCAGUUUACUACAGAUGCUGAAUACAGAUGGCUUCUUUUUAUCAGCAUGCCUCUGGAUACCUUUGGCUGGGGAUCAAAAGUGGGGAAAGUGCUGUCCUAGCAGCAUUUGGUUAGCCACUCUGGGAAACAGUGGCAGAAUGUCUGAAGCCUUGUUCACAUCAAAUGGUGUGUGGUGAUAAAUGCUUCCAGGAUCGCUGUACCUAUCCAAAGUGAAGGAAGGAGGUGGGAAGUUGAAUGCUUUCUCAUGAAAAAAAAAAUCUGCAUAUAUAAAACAAGGAUAUCUAGGAGAAACCUUGGAUAGGAUAGAGCUCUUCUCUCCGACAUCUGGGUUUUUUUGUGCAGGACAUUUUACAUUGGAACACAGGAAGCUGCAGUAUUCCAGGUCAGAACAUUGUUAUUGUCAGUAUUGUCUUUCCAGGGUUUCAGACUGGGCUCUCUCCCUACCUCGAGAUGCCAGGGGUUGAACGCAAAGCAGAUGCACCCAUUGAACAUCCAGUCACCCAGUCCCCUGCCUGCCGUCUGAAGCAGUACACAGGAACAAUUUUGUCACCUUGUGCUGUUUUGUGCGAACAAGCUGCUGAGCAACCUGCCAAGUGGCGAGGAGGGUUUUGGCACUCUUAACCUCAUCAGAAGUCUGGAGAUGUAUGUAGAAGUCACUUCAUCACCAUUGGACAUUACAGAUGGCUAGUUUUCCAACUGGUCACAUAAGUUGAUCAUGUGGGCAAAUGGUUGUCUGUGUUCAUCCUUUGUAGCAUCUUGCUAAGCAGUGAGAAGACUUUUUCCUCACUUUUGCAAAUUUACCCCACAUCAGAAAUGCGGGGACAGCAGGGAAGUAGUAAUUCUCCUGAUCACUUGAGAGGACAUUACAAUCCGAGCUCUCCACCCCUCCAAAAAACACCCUCAGCAACUUUACAUCUACACAUGGCUUUCAGCUAAAACAGAAUUGCUAUUGACUUUAGCCAGGGCAAGGGCCACGAUAUCCCAAAUAUAGUGGGUGAUAGAAAGUUUAUAUGUUGCCAGAUUCAGAAGACCUGCAAAUGAAAGAUGAAGCUUUUUUUGUGACUGAAGAUCUGAAUGCUAGAGAUAGGAUUUUAGAAUUGUUUUAUCUAUUCUAUGUUUUAUAAGGUUACUAUUAAUUUUGCAUUCAGAGCACAUUUUGUACAUCUAAGGGGCCUAUUUGCCCCAUUUUUUUAAAAAAAAUGGGGUGCUAUUUUUUAAAGCGAUAGAUCUUUAUAUAUUUAUUUUUCUCUCUCUUGGAGAUUCUGAAUACCUUAAGCAUAGUCUUUAAAAGUAUGCACAUAGAAAUCUUGUGUGCCUUAGUUCUGUCAUGCCCAAUCUUUCUUAGAUAUUGGACUGAUAGGCUUUAAUUCUAAAACUUUUAUUUUUCGCAACACCGUACACAAAUAAAAAAGUAGAGACCUUUACCACAACAGGCUGCAUUCCACAAAAAGCACUGUGUGUAUGGUGGGAAUGAAUUUAUGAAACUGUCUGAUGAAUAUAUGAAACCCCAGGUUACAUCCACGCCAUAAAUUUAAAGCACUGUUAUACCACUUAAUCCUUAGUCAUGGCUUCCCCAAAAGUAUCCUUCAAACUGUAGUUUGUUAAGGGUCUCCUAACAACCCUUAGCAUUCUUAACAAGCUACAGUUCCCAUGAUUCUUUGGGGGAGAAAUACAAUUCAGUUCACAUUUGAAACAAUCUAUCAGAUUUGCACUUUCUGACAAUGUGAGAACCAAAACAUAACCAUCCUUCAACAUUUGCAGUUAACUGAAUUUUGUGAUGCAGUUCUCCAACCAAACUAUAUAUAUAUAUUAGGGGAACGUGUGUACAAAAAUGAAUAUAUUAGUAGCAAAAAAUACAAAAAUAUUAGAAAUUCCUUGCACAAAUGUGCUCAGUAAAAAAUGCAUACAAAACUGUUUAUUAGGAGAAAUUCACACUAAAAUACUGAAGAAUUUUCACGUGGAAUUUUCAUGCAAAUUGCCACAGAACUGAAUGUAAGACUGGAAAAAUGAGAAACUGAGAUAACCAGCACUGACAGAUCCUGCCAUCUGUAGGAGGAAGCCAUGACAAAGUGGCAUGAGAGUUCUUUCAAUUUAUGGUGUGGGUGUGACCUGAGUCAAACCAUUGGUUUGUCUAGUCUGGUACUGGCUAAAAUGGCUAUCAAUGACUGUCUCUGGUUUCUGGCUAAAAGAUUCAUCAGCCUUGAUACCUACAUCCUUUUAACUGAAACACUUGGGAUUGAAUCUGAGAACCUGUGCAUGAAUACCUUUACUCUAUCACUAAGCUAUUGCCCGCUCCCUCAUGUGAGCAGUUGGAUCCAAAGGUGUGCUUCUGACAGCUUUCACUGAAGUGUUGUGUGAGAAAAGUGAAAUGACAUCCAAAGGUAAUCUGCUUGUGCAACCUUUUACACAAGCAAACACAUAAGAUUGCUGACUAAAGUAUCUGUAAAUUGCCGAGCUAAUGUAGAAAACAGUGUGUGGUAUUUACUCCUUAGAUACAACAAAAUACUUACACACACAUUGCAGUGGCAGGAAAAGAUAAAUUAUUGGUGUUAAACGACAACUAGCCCAUGUGUCCAUGCAAACACAGUAAAAGCACAGAAUGUUGGUAUUGGGUGUAAAAGUGAGAAUCUCAGCUUCCAUUGUUAAGAAAAACAAAAGAUGCUAACUCUGGUUUUAGAAAGGCAUCCACACCAUCAUACCACUUUAACAGUGAUGGCUUCCCCCAAAGAAUCCUGGGAACUUUUUUUUAAAAAAACAAGGUAAAUUCCAUACCAGGGGUCAUUAGAAAAGGUAUUGAAAGCUGCCGCUAUCAUAAUGCCAUUAUACAAAUCUAUGGUGUGGCCACUUUUAGAAUACUGUGUACAAUUCUUGUUGCCUCACCCCAAAAAGGAUAUUGUAGAGUUGGAAAAGGUUCAAAAAACAGCAACCAAAAUGAUCAAGGGGUUUGGAGCAGCUCCCCUAUGAGGAAAGGUUGCAGCACUUUGGGGUUUUUAGUUUAAUGAAAAGGUGAGUAAAAUGUGACAUGAUAAAAGUAUGCAUGGCAUGGAGAAAGUGGAUAGAGAAAACUUUUCUCCCUCAAAACACUAGAACUCAUAGACAUUCAUGAACAUUUGUGUUCACCGCCCAGAGAGCUAUUGCUAGUCGGGCGGUAUAUAAGUCUAAUAAAUAAUAAUAAUAACGAAGCUGAAUGUUGGCAGAUUCAGGACAGUCAAAAGAAAGGACUUCUGCACACAGCGCAUAGUUAAACUAUUGAAUUCGCUCCCACAAGAGGCAGUGAUGGCCACUUGGAUGGCUUUAAAAGAGGAUUAGAUAAAUUCAUGGAGGAUAUCAGUGGCUACUAGCCUCAAUGGCUAUGCUCUGCCUCCAGAGUUGGAGGCCAUGUACUUCCAAAUACCAGUUGUUGGAAACCACAGGAGGGGAGAAUGUUCUUGUACUCGGGUCCUGCUUGUCAGCUUCCCAUGGCCACUGUGAGAACAGGAAGCUGGACUAGAGCCAUUGGCUUGAUCCAGCAAGCUCUUAUGUUCUUACGCAAUUUGUGAAGGGUGCUGAGAGUUGUUCAGAGACCCCUUACAGAACUACAGUUCCCAGCACCCUUAACAAACUACAGUUUCCAGGAUUCUGUGGGGGAAGAAAUGGUUGUUAAAGUGGUAUAAGAGUGCUUUAAAUGUAUGGUGUGGAUGUGACUGGGCCAUUUUAAGUAAUGCGGCGGUUUGGCUAUGGUUGGCUUUUUAUUGCCCAAAUUAACACCCGGGCAGGCUUAAGAGAGGACUUUUUUUAAGUCCACGAGGCUGAUAGCAAGCAAAUGAAGCUCAAGUCCCAUAACAAUAGCCCCAGAAAGUGCUCUUCUCCAGCCUACAUUCUUCCAUCAUGAGGCAGAUCAGUCUUUUUUCCAGGCAUGUUUAAGCUCCACACCCUUCUCCAGGAGGUUUAAAUUACAACACACAAAAAUAUACACAAAGGACCCAAAGCGCUGCUGCAUUUAAACAACAAUGCAAAUGUUUAACAAAAGGGCACAAACACGUUUGCACUCUGUCACACGCUUUAAGGCUGUGACAGCAGGCCACCAGGUGAGAGGCCAUUUAUAAGCCUGUUACAAGCAGGUGUUUCUCUUCAGAAAAGCAGGGGCAGUUAUUCUGCAUUCCCAAAUCUAAUAAGGUGUGUGGUGUUUUUUUAAGUAGCUUGUCCUCUCUCAGGCCACAUUCACACUGUACAUUUAUUCCACUAUUCCACUUUAAACAGUCAUGGCUCCCCCGAAGGAAUCCUGGGAAGGGUAGUGUGUGAAGAGUGCUGAGAGUUGUUAAGAGACCCCCUAAUUAUCCUCAUAGAGCUACAGUUCCCUGAGUGGUUUAACAAUCAUUCCCUCUUCCCAGAAAACUCUGGGAAUUGCAGGUCUGUGAGGUAGGGUUGCCAGGUUCAAUCCCUGAGACUGAUCCUGUAUCUUUAGGAGAAAAAGUCAGCCAAGUGCAGGUGUUCUUGCAACCCUCUAAUAGGAAAAACCACCAGGUGGAAUUCUCCCUUCCCCCUGCACAACUUUUAAAGAUACAGAAGACCUCUUGGAGGGGUCUCCUAACAACUCUCAGCAUCCCUCACAAACAACACUUCCCUGGAUUCUUUGGUGGAAACCAUGAUUGCUUAAAGUGAAAUAAUAGUGGAAAUUUAAAUGUAAGGUGUGAAUGUAGCCUCAGUAACUUAUGUUUUUCCACUGUAGUUCUGUAGAGGGAAAUAUUAGGAUACAUUCAGCAGUAGACCAGUGCUGUAGUCUUAUCUGUAAAACAAAUUAAGGAUAUUGGCCCCUCCAGAUGUCCUUUUUAUUGUACAUCCGUUAUGAUUUGUGCUUAUGAUGCUACAGGGGUGGUCACACAUGAUCCCGCAUUAAAUACUGUUUGCGCCUGGAAAGUUUUGGAGCAGUCACACUGCCCAUUUCCAAUCAGUGUAACAGUUAAUACCACAAAUCUUCUGGUAUAUUUUUGUCCCGCUGUAGUUUGCACUGUAGCCCUUCCGGAGAGCAAUAAUGUAGCACUGGGGAGCAUCACAAAACAAUAUAAAGCAGAAUAAAUCCACCACUAAUGCACUAUUAGUGUGUGAAGAGCAUAUUGUAGAAUACACCUGCAAUAAAACACUCAUCUAGAGGGACCCUUUUAUGUGUAUUCCUGUUUAAAUGAAUGGAAGUUUUCCCACUGAGUUAGAUUGGGUGUUUAAAAAUAAUUGGGUGUUUAAGAAAAACCACAUGGUGUUUCCAGUUGAAAUGAGAUACCACCUGAGUGGAAUGCUACAUGCUUAACAAUGUACAAGCCUUGGUGUCAUUUUUAAUGCUAAGCACUUGGUAGCGGGGAGGACUUUUAAGUAAAUGGCUGGACUUAAAUAGGGUUGAAUGAUCAUAUGUGACAUCAAAACAUGGUUUGCACUAAGCAUAAGUCAGAUUUCAAACUAUUAGUUGUGUCUUCCACCUGUAUGGGCAUAUCAUGGUUUGUGUGGUUUCCCUCUUUCGCACCUUUCCUCAGAAUUCCCAGGUGCAGCCUUUUAAAGGUGGGGUGAUGUCCCAAACCAUGGUUUGUUCAGAUGGAAUGCCAAACCAUGGUUUGCCCAAACUAGCUUCAAACUGUGCUUUCAGUUCCUAGUUUGUGAGUUGCUCUCGAAUGGUGUCUGUUCAUAGGUCAUUACAAACCAUGCUUUGGCUGUGCAAGCAAUUGUUUGGCAUUACAUCUGAAUCGUCUGAUCAUUUUGAACGCUUUUCUUUUUGUGUUCACAAAAGCUACUACAUCUGUGGAAAACAAAAUUUCAAAGUGUGAAGAAGGUAGUGGAUGAUGAUUUGAUGGUCAGAGGGGGAGACAAAAAUAGCUAAUGGGUCUUUUGACAUAGAUGUGUAAUUACUUUUUUAUAGCUCUACUCUUUCUAAGUGCUUACAAAAGUAUUUCUGCUGUUUUAUAUGUCGCAAGAAGCUGUUUUGCAGUGCCUUUUUAUUUUUAUAUCUAUAUAAAUAUGUUAUUUCCCCUUUUCUUCAAUAAUGCCUGUCUGUUCAACUAAUAGAAAAUAAUUUAAGGAUUUUUAAUAUUGGUUUAAAAAAACCCCUAUAUAUCAUAAUAAAAUGAUGGAAUGCACUUAUGCUUGUGUUUUGCAUCUUUUCUAAAAUAAAAUUUUCAUUCUUUUCUAUGCCACCUUUCAGCCAAGGACAGUUCACAAUAAAAGGGCCAAUAAAAUAAGAUAUACUGUCCCCUUACUCCCAUGCCCGCCACUACAUUCCAUGGUAGAUGACCUCCUGGAAGAACUGAGAGCUAUUACUAUUUACCUUGAGUCCGCCAGAGGCAGGGCUUUCAAUGUUGUGGCCCCUCUAAUGUGGAAUUCAUUACCAUUUGAGAUUGCUCCAACAAUCUGCUCUUUCAGAUGCACCUUUUACUUACACAAGCCUUUUCUAAAUGAAAUUUUAAAUUACUCUCCACUCAUCAU